Molecule: messenger RNA, 5517 nt
Organism: Silurus meridionalis
Lineage: Eukaryota; Metazoa; Chordata; Actinopteri; Siluriformes; Siluridae
Product: potassium voltage-gated channel subfamily A member 2
Exons: 3
Coding region: 663-2144 (493 amino acids)
Biological process (GO): protein homooligomerization; potassium ion transmembrane transport
Cellular component (GO): juxtaparanode region of axon; axon terminus; membrane
Molecular function (GO): protein binding; delayed rectifier potassium channel activity
Source: RefSeq, a predicted model, not a curated record
UCUUUUUGGUAUGCAGGGCAUCACUCCUCUGCAGCUGCCGUUUAACGCUUUAACUAACUGACUAAUUGGGAUAACACCGAGUCGUCCUCUUGCAACGGAGACUAACAAAUACAUGCAUAUAUACAGUACAUACAUACACACAUAUAUACACACAUAUAAACCGCUGCGUUUCACCUGCAAGGCGACAGACACAAACAGGUCUCCGCUCUGUUGUGAGACCGCCGCGUGCACGCGUCGUUUCCAAGGAUACUACGGGAAGCGCUUGUGGCUUGUUUGCCCCCCUCUUUUCUUUUCUGCGGUCCUUCGUUUUAAACAACCUGCCGGGAAGCUCAGGGGGCUCCAGAGGAGGCGAGGACACACCCAAGGUCUCUAGCUCCUCUUCUCCUUGUCUUCUUUCACGCCAGAAGAAAAAAGGAUACAGCUAGCUUUACAGAAGAUAUUUGGCAUCUCCAUCGCACCGGUGCUCUCCUCACCGCGGGGACUCCCGGACACUUCCUGGCAUCGAAGAGCGGUUUUCGGCGGGGGAAGUUUAUUCCUAGAGUGAAUCCAUUGGGAACACACUGUGGUAUUAAACCCCUCUUCUUGUUAGACAUCACCCUCCAUUUUCCUCGCACUGUGCUAUCUAUCUCAGGUGAAAAGUGCAGGCCUCACCCUCCUGCAUAAUGACAGUGGCAACAGGAGAUCCCUCAGAUGAGGCAGCAGCACACCCAGGCCACCCUCAGGACUAUGACACUGAGGGAGAACAGGAUUGCUGCGAAAGAGUUGUCAUCAACAUUUCAGGUCUCCGCUUUGAAACACAGUUAAAGACGCUUUCACAAUUUCCUGAGACAUUGCUUGGUGAUCCAAAAAAGCGAAUUCGAUACUUUGACCCUUUAAGGAAUGAAUAUUUCUUUGAUAGAAACCGGCCAAGCUUUGAUGCCAUCCUUUACUACUACCAGUCCGGUGGAAGGUUACGGCGCCCUGUAAAUGUGACUCUGGACAUAUUUUCAGAAGAAAUUCGGUUUUAUGAGCUUGGAGAGGAGGCUAUUGAGAUGUUCAGGGAGGAUGAAGGGUUCAUAAAGGAAGAGGAGAGGCCUUUGCCUGACAAUGAAUUUCAGAAGCAGGUCUGGUUGCUAUUUGAGUAUCCAGAAAGUUCAGGACCAGCAAGGAUUAUAGCCAUUAUAUCUGUCAUGGUGAUUCUUAUUUCAAUAGUCAGCUUCUGUCUAGAGACUCUGCCUAUAUUCCGAACUGAUGACGAGGAUAUGCAUAAAGUCCAAACAUAUAAUACUAACUCUACCACAAAAUAUGUGUCCACCUCCUUCACUGACCCGUUCUUCAUCCUGGAGACACUUUGCAUAAUCUGGUUCUCCUUUGAGUUCCUGGUGCGGUUCUUUGCCUGCCCAAGUAAAGCUAGCUUCUUUGUGAAUAUAAUGAAUAUGAUUGAUGUGGUGGCUAUUAUCCCCUACUUUAUUACACUAGGAACAGAACUGGCAGAGAAAGCAGAAGAUGGGCAGCAAGGGCAACAGGCAAUGUCAUUAGCUAUUUUGCGAGUCAUCAGACUAGUAAGGGUCUUUAGAAUCUUUAAGCUUUCACGCCAUUCAAAGGGACUCCAGAUUCUUGGGCAAACUCUGAAGGCCAGUAUGAGAGAACUUGGGUUGCUCAUCUUCUUUCUCUUUAUUGGAGUCAUCCUCUUCUCCAGUGCUGUCUACUUUGCUGAAGCAGAUGAACCUGAGUCCCAGUUCUACAGUAUCCCAGAUGCCUUCUGGUGGGCUGUGGUUUCUAUGACGACUGUUGGCUAUGGAGAUAUGGUACCCACUACUAUAGGUGGAAAGAUUGUUGGUUCUCUUUGUGCCAUUGCUGGAGUGUUGACAAUUGCCUUGCCAGUGCCUGUCAUUGUAUCAAAUUUCAACUACUUCUACCACCGUGAAACAGAGGGUGAGGAGCAAGCCCAAUAUCUGCAAGUUAACACCCCCAAAGCCGAUUCCCAAGAAGAACUGAAAGGAAGUCAAAGUGGUUCUACCCUUAGCAAAUCUGAAUAUAUGGAGAUUCAAGAAGCAGUGAACAACAGCAAUGAGGACUUCCAGGGGGAGGAUCACAAAAAAGGCAAUUGCACUUUGGCCAACACAAACUAUGUGAAUAUCAAAAAAAUGCUGACUGAUGUAUAAUCAACUGAUGUUGCAUUAUUGGAUAAUUACAAAUGACUGUGAAAGAGAUGGCAGCCUUAGUCUGCAAGAUUUCUGAGGCUUUAAAGUUUUAAAGGAUUAUAGAGGAUCACGAUAAGGCAAAACCUCUGCUACUGAUAUGAAAUUUUCUGUUUUGCUCAGAAAUUUCAGGAUCAGCCCAGCCCUCUAUGUAAGGUUGUCUACAUAUUCAAACGUUCAUCUGUGCAUGCAAUUACCUUUCAUCUUCAUGACUCUCACUAAAAAAAUCUAACUUUCUGUAGCAGAAGAAACUGUACAACCUAGAGGAGGAUGAAGAAACAACCUAAGUAAAUGGGUUAUCGUCUACAACGUGUAUACGCUAUCAACAUGUAUCAAGUCCUCAAAGUUCAGCUACAUCUUUUUGCUUCUCCAAAGAAAAUAUUCUUGUGCUUCUCCUGCUGUAAGGAAAGCAAGGCCUCAUGGGGAGUGUAAUAAUAAUGAUAUAAGCUUAUGAGAAGAAAACCUUCCUCCAUUGUUGCUGCUGCUUAUAAUAGAUGUCUAAUAGGAGUAAUACUUAAACAUGAUAAACACGAUAAACUCAGAUUCAAUUAGCUCAAAGCAUUUAAAACAGUUUUUAAGACCAUCGUCUCCCCAGUAGCCUAUAUAUGUAUGGACAACACUAACAUCUAUACUCUCAUGAAAGCAUUUACUGCAAAGACUUUCAAGACAGACUGAAAGUUUCUGUGCCAUAUUUUAUGUCCACAUCAAUGCAAUUAAUCACAUUUGUGCAGCAUGUAUGUUUAUCAUCUUUUUAAUAUCAUACAGACCAGAUUAUGCUGUUGUUUGCUGACCAAUUUUGGGUUAAGGCCAGCUACAUGAUUUGGUACAGAAAACAGUGACACUGACCAAAACUCACACCAAUUAGAAGAAUUAUUUUAUUCAAACAGAUCCCAAAAUCUCUGAAUAUCCUUAGAACACAAGUUGCCUGUACCAAUGAUAUUGUAGCAACAUUUAAUGUGACAGUGAUGUGAUUAUGGAACAUGUUACAUAUGUACCACAGAAACAAGCAGCUCAAGUUGUGUUGUAGUUCAGCAUUUUGAUCAUUUCCUUACUUUUCUAAGAUAAUGAUUGAUAUUCAAUUUACUUGGGAAGUAAACAAGCCAUAUCUAACUAACACUGUAAUAAAACACAACAUAUAUUUAGCCAGUGAAUAUAGCAAAUUGCUAGCAUUAACAACAUAUAAAAAAUAUUUUAUUAUAAUCACAAUAUGAAUUAUUUUAUGCAGUGAAUUUAAUUGUUCCAUUUAUAUGGAGAGGCUCUAGAAAGAACUUUAGAUAUACAGUUGGGUUCAAAAUUCUGAAACUGUAUUAAAAAAAUCAAAUGAUAUUGAAUUCUAUAUCUUAUAUUUACUUUUCAGGAUUUUGCAAUAUUUCCAUUUAAAUGUAGGUCAUUUUGCGAUAGUAACACCAAUGGGACUGUAAUAGUUCUGAAAUGUAUCAUCAGGUUUUAUGCAAACUGGACUCUAUGCCAGUAAAAGUGCACACUGGUAUUAAAAGAAAAUUGGGACAAAUCAAAUACUAAACUGAAUCUGAUAUUCGUGUAGUCUCAGAAUGUUUUAUUCCACUGUAUGUCUAAAGUCUAUUGUGUAUAUGGUAGCUAAUAUAAAAUAAUGGGCAUGAACACAGUGCAGCUUUUAGGUUUUGUUUUAUUUUUGUUUUUGUUUUGUUAUGUUUUAUUUGUCUUUGGAUUCAAAGGCAAUGGGAUGCACAUAGUGACCUUUAGGUAGUUGGCAGAGCCACAGAACAUGACUAGAAUGACUUAACAGUACAUUGCAGUAGCUGCAUCGUCACGUUCCUGAUAGCAUCAGUUGACCUUCCUAAAGAAUCAGGUUUACUUCUCUCAUGACAAGGAAAGGACUAUAAAUCAAUACAUUAUAUUAUAGCGUAAUGGAUAUCAAUGAUAUUGAGAGCACCACAAAGCUGUAUAACUUUCAAAUCGGUCAUACUGAGGUCAUACUGCAGUAGCCUGAGCUUUUUUUUCCUGAGGCCAGUAGCUCUUUUACUUUCUUCUAUGGGUCUUACAAUGGUAGCUAGUGCAGUAUGUAUUAGAAGUGUAGAAGCAUUUUUGGUCAUUCAAACUUCCAAAUUGGCAUUUAAGAUUGUUUAACCAAAGCAUUGAACUUCAAUUAGUUUUUGUUUUUUUAACUCUUUUGCUUUUAUCUUCUAUUGUUUGGCAGGAAAUAAUGAAAGUGAAAUGUUUUAUUGUGUAGCAAUCAUCAUGCACAGUGCAUGUUUUUUUUAGUUUUUAAUUUUUUAUUUCUGAAACAGACUGUAUUUGCUGACACUUGUGUAGAGAAGGAAGAAUUCCUCACAGCUAUUAGCUUUCAGCUUUGUUCUAGCUGAGGCUUGAAGUGCAUUCCUUGAAAGUUCAUAUUUUGGUCAUUUUGGUCAUUUGCAUUUAAGACCUUAUGUGGCUGUUUAAAAAAAACAGAAAAAAAAACAAAAUAACAGGUGUAUGCACAUUGUACAUGGCCAGUCAGAUUAAUAUAUAAUAACUUAAAUGCAACAGACAGUGAGCUUUAUUCUAUGCAUAGAAAAGUACACAGAAAGAAUGUAUCGUCCCAUUUCCUGCACACUUGCACUGUUUUUUUUUGUGUUUAUUUUAUUUCAUUUUCACUGGCAAGCAUCAUAUGUGUGACCUGAAAAUGAAAGAGAAUGUAUGCCUGUGAAUAAUUUGUUUCUCAUUGUAUAUUUAGCACUUUUAAAAGGCAGAUUUACAAACCACUGCCAUCAUAUUGAUUGCAGGUAUUGUGUUUGUUUGUUUGUUUGUUUUUUAUAUUGGAGCACCAAAUGUCUUAAUUUUUCUUUUAUAUAUAUCUUAUUAUCAUUCCAUUGCCUAAGACUGGAAGGAUGCAAACGGUCAUGUCUUAUUCUAUUCUAUUCUAUCUUUACUGAGAUAUGUAAGUGCAAUAUAUUAGCUCAACUCGGUUCCUUAACUACUGUAGCCAAUGAGAUUUGCUUCAUCAUGUAACAUUUGCUUCAUCAGCAGACCAAACAAAAAAUCGGUAUAAAAAUGAUUAUGAAUAUUUAAGAUUUUGACCGAAGAUCAAUUAAGAAUUGUCUUUGAUUGAAAACACACUCCCCAUUCAUAUAUCUUUCUGAUGAAGCUCAUUGUAUUUCAGCUGCUUUCAUUAAGAUCAUGUUUUAUUAGAGCCUGAUGGAACUGGCAACGUUAAAAAAUGGAUCUCAUUACUCAAUUAUGCAAACCUGUUUUUGUGUGUUGAGCAUGAAUCGUGUCUCUGUGUAUCAAUGCGCUACUGCUUGGGGAGUUACAAUCAUCUUAGAGCUUUACAACUGCAGUCCAGGUUUAAAUAAAGCAGAUUUGGGGCAGAUUGCUA